UGACGACUGGGAAGGGUUUAGUAUCACACAGGAAGCACCAAGAACCAGUCUUGGUCUUCUCCCUCUCCACCUACAUCAGAGCCAAGCCCUGUUGACUCCCGUACAUCUUGAUAGAUUAGAUCCUGAGGAAACAAUUUGAAGAUUUCUGUAAGACCCUUGCCUUUUCCUCCUGCCACAAGUGUUUCUCCUUCAGCUAUCCUGGUCAAGGAUCCAGGUCUCAAGAUUGCGACAGUUGACAGUGUGACCACCUAGUCUGCUUUAGUAAGAUUAUAGCUUGAUAUGAAGCCUUUUUUCAUCUUUACCCUCUUGAGUCUAGCAGUGGCUGAUACUCCAGAAGCCAUUAUGAAAGAAUAUCAACAUGCAGAUGAAUACUUACCAGAGAAUUUUAAUGUCCCUUAUAUGGUCUAUCUGCAAUCCCGCCCGGAGCCUUGUGUUGGGACUCUCAUUGACCCUCAGUGGGUGCUCACAGCUGCUCAUUGUCCCUUACCAACUAAAAUCCGACUGGGAGUUUACCGACCCAACAUCAAAAAUGAGAAAGAACAGAUAUAUAGCUACUCAUUGACUGUAGUACAUCCUAAUUUUGAUGCAAAAUUACUGAAAAAUGACUUGAUGCUGAUAAAACUCUCAUAUCCUGCUACUAUAAACCUGUAUGUGGGGACUAUAGCCAUAGCUAUGGAACCAAUGGCAUUUAAUGAAACCUGCUUCAUACCAACAUGGACCUGGAAUAACUACAAAAACUUUAGUGAUCCUGAUGUCUUGACAUGGACAAAUGAGUAUUCUCUUUCCCCAAGUGACUGCUGGAACAUUCUCCAUCAACAGAGACAAGAAACAAGAAUAAACAUUAUGUGCAUAGGACAUUCACUGAAUGCAUCUGCAACUAAGGAAGUGUCAGCUGCUCCAGCCAUCUGCAAUGGGAGGGUGCAUGGAAUACUGGCCUGGGGGAAGGCAGGCGUAACCAAGGGAAGUGAAGGCUUCUUCACUGAAAUUCAUCCCUAUGCAAGAUGGAUCUUAAAAAUGAUGCAGUCACACUGAGAAGUCGUACCACUCAGUAUAAAAUAAUGCAAUCUCUACAAUGGAGCAACAACUCAUCAUAUGUCUUCUUGAAAAGAAUCCAAGGGAAAACACGCAAUAAAGGAUCACCAGAAA
This is a messenger RNA of Mastomys coucha (southern multimammate mouse), 1146 nucleotides long. Its product is annotated as probable inactive serine protease 58. Gene Ontology annotation, biological process: proteolysis. The record is from RefSeq and is a predicted model, not a curated record. NCBI's taxonomy places the organism in Eukaryota, Metazoa, Chordata, Mammalia, Rodentia, Muridae. The transcript has 5 exons. The coding region runs from base 280 to 1032 and encodes 250 amino acids. Gene Ontology annotation, molecular function: serine-type endopeptidase activity.